This is a messenger RNA of Linum trigynum, 768 nucleotides long. Lineage: Eukaryota; Viridiplantae; Streptophyta; Magnoliopsida; Malpighiales; Linaceae. The record is from the annotation of a GenBank genome assembly.
AUGCUCGACAGUUUCAGCGAGGAAAUCGGCAUGAUUCCUAACAAGAGCCGCAAUGUUCCUAUCAAGGCUCUGCGGCAGUUGGCCAUUCCAGCCGAAGGUCCUAGACCACCUGUUGUAAUGGCUGUCAAGCAAUUCUUGUUGCUAGCCUCUGGUUCGUUGCUCGUGCCAACAUUUGCUCGGAGGUGCAAGCUGGACUUUGCCCCAUACAUAGGUGGGAGUAUUGAGGACGUUAGGGUGUACGAUUGGUGUACCUUUAAUGUCCGUGAACUUAAGGUAGAGUUGAUUGUUGCGAAGAAAAAAGAACAUGUUGCAAGGGCCAAAGGCAAGCCAUGCGUGUGGGUUCUCAGAGAUUGCUACUUCUUGACACUCCAUCUGUUGGACUCCCUAAGCCUACGCGGGUUGCACACAAAGACCAUCCCUAACUGCCGGUUUUGGUGGAAGCAAAAUGUGGAGAGGGCAAGCACAUCUAUCCCCUUAACCGGGGGAAGAUAUGACCUAGCUGCCGAUUUGAUGAUUAGGGAAGAAAUCGCCUCUCGCAACCAGCUCCAGCCAGCGGCUACUGAGGGUACUAGUGCAACAGCGGCCAGUAGUUCAGCUCCUCCUCCAGCUCGUGCACCGAUGCCCACCACAGAAUGGUGGGAGACUGAAGAUUUGACUAGCCUUCAGCUAAAGCAGCUUAAGGGAUUGAAGGAAAUGACUGAGAGCAAGAUUGAAAAGUGGGUGGCUCGAUGGGACAAGGUCCAAACGAUUGUCGAGAAUUUGGAAUAG